Iphiclides podalirius (scarce swallowtail) is the source of this 1188-nucleotide messenger RNA. NCBI's taxonomy places the organism in Eukaryota, Metazoa, Arthropoda, Insecta, Lepidoptera, Papilionidae. The record is from the annotation of a GenBank genome assembly.
AUGCCUGCUGGAUCAUCAGCAAUGGAUCCAUUGAGAGAAAAGGCCUUUCAAGAUUACAGGAAGAAAUUGAUGGAGCAUAAAGAAGUCGAAUCAAGACUGAAAGACAUGCGAGAACAACUCAAAGAUCUCACCAAACAGUAUGAUAAGAGUGAAAACGACUUGAAAGCUCUGCAGAGUGUUGGACAGAUUGUUGGUGAAGUGUUGAAACAGUUAACAGAAGAGAAAUUUAUUGUGAAAGCAACAAAUGGCCCACGUUAUGUAGUUGGAUGUAGGCGUCAACUGGACAAAAAUAAGCUGAAGGGUGGCACAAGAGUUGCACUGGAUAUGACAACACUCACAAUCAUGCGUCACUUGCCCAGAGAGGUGGACCCCCUGGUGUACAAUAUGAGUCAUGAGGAUCCAGGCGAUGUCACUUAUUCAGCUAUCGGUGGUCUUCAAGAACAGAUCAGGCAGCUGAGAGAAGUGAUCGAGCUGCCGCUGAUGAACCCCGAGCUGUUCGUGCGCGUGGGCAUCACUCCGCCCAAGGGCUGUCUGCUGUACGGGCCCCCUGGAACCGGGAAGACCCUGCUGGCACGUGCCGUUGCCUCGCAGCUGGACGCCAACUUCCUCAAGGUGGUGUCAUCGGCCAUAGUGGACAAGUACAUUGGGGAGUCUGCUCGUCUCAUCCGCGAGAUGUUCAACUACGCACGAGACCACCAACCCUGCAUCAUAUUCAUGGACGAGAUCGACGCCAUCGGCGGCAGGAGGUUCUCCGAGGGCACCAGCGCCGAUCGCGAGAUCCAGCGCACCCUGAUGGAGCUGCUCAACCAGAUGGACGGGUUCGACUCCCUGGGGCAGGUGAAGAUCAUCAUGGCGACCAACCGGCCGGACACGCUGGACCCGGCGCUGCUGCGGCCGGGACGCCUCGACCGCAAGAUCGAGAUCCCCCUCCCGAAUGAGCAGGCGAGGCUGGAGAUCCUGAAGAUCCACGCGGCGCCGAUAGCGAAGCACGGCGAGAUGGACUACGAGGCGGUGGUGAAGCUCUCGGACGCGUUCAACGGCGCCGACCUGAGGAACGUUUGCACCGAGGCGGGCCUGUUCGCCAUCAGGGCGGAGAGGGAGUACAUAGUGCAGGAGGAUCUGAUGAAGGCGGUGCGCAAGGUUGCCGACAACAAGAAGUUGGAGAGCAAACUGGACUACAAACCAGUC